Molecule: messenger RNA, 1855 nt
Organism: Papaver somniferum (opium poppy)
Lineage: Eukaryota; Viridiplantae; Streptophyta; Magnoliopsida; Ranunculales; Papaveraceae
Product: probable L-cysteine desulfhydrase, chloroplastic
Exons: 2
Coding region: 154-1518 (454 amino acids)
Source: RefSeq, a predicted model, not a curated record
ACAAUCGUAAUAAAAUACGCCCCCUGAUCUGCGUUACUCACUGGUUAGUAAAUGACAAAAUCUCUUCCCUCUUUAUUCAAUUCCAAACCCUAAUUUCUCAUUGAUUAAAGAAAACCCUAACUAUUAUUUCGAAUCCUAAACCUCAAUCCCUCCAUGGACGAAGAAGAAGAACACCAUAAACUGAACGGAGACGACAACCACAAUCACGUCUCAAAGAAACAAAAACUCCUCCAAAAAUUCAUCACGGAUUCUGAAAUCUUAAAUGAAUUCUCACAUCACCAAUCCGGAAUCGCGAGAAUCAACAACGGAAGUUUCGGUUGUUGUCCGGCAAGUAUCAUUGCGGCACAAAAACAAUGGCAGCUGAAAUACCUACAACAACCUGAUGAUUUCUAUUUCAAUCAUCUCCGUAAAGGAAUACUCGAAUCGAGAACAGUUAUUAAGAAUCUAAUCAACGCCGAUGAUGUUGAUGAGGUUUCAAUCGUUGAUAACGCUACCACGGCUGCGGCAAUCGUACUCCAACAUAUUGCCCGUGAAUUCGUUGAAGGCAGGUACCAAAAAGGGGAUGCAGCUGUGAUGCUGCAUUACGCGUACGGGGCCGUGAAGAAAUCGAUACAAGCCUAUGUUACGCGGGCUGGUGGGUAUGUUAUUGAAGCACACUUACCAUUUCCUGUUAGUUCAAAUGAUGAGAUUAUAUGCAAGUUUAGAAAGGCUUUAGAGAAAGGAAGGGAGAAUGGUAGGAGAGUUAGAUUAGCUGUUAUUGAUCAUAUAACCUCGAUGCCUAGUGUUGUGGUGCCAGUUAAAGAAUUGGUCAAGAUAUGUAGAGAAGAAGGUGUUGAUCAAGUAUUUGUUGAUGCAGCUCAUGCUAUUGGUAAUGUGGAUAUUAAUAUGAAGGACAUUGGUGCUGAUUUUUAUACAAGUAAUUUGCACAAGUGGUUUUUCUGUCCACCAUCUAUCGCAUUUUUGUAUUGUAGGAAAAGAACGGGUUUUCGUGAAGAUGUGCAUCAUCCUGUUGUUUCGCAUGAGUAUGGAAAUGGGUUAGCUAUUGAGAGUUCUUGGAUUGGGACUAGAGAUUACAGUUCACAACUUGUUGUUCCGGAUGUUAUCGAGUUUGUUAAUAGGUUUGAAGGUGGAAUUGAUGGGAUUAGGAAGAGGAAUCACAAAGUUGUUAUUGAAAUGGGGGAAAUGUUAGCGAAAGCUUGGGGUAUGAAACUUGGGUGUCCUCCUGAUAUGUGUUCGAGUAUGGUUAUGAUUGGUUUGCCUUCUUGUCUGGGGAUUUCAAGUGAGGCUGAUACCUUGAACUUAAGGACACAUUUGCGGGAUAAAUUCAAAAUUGAGGUUCCAAUACAUUUUCAGGCACUAAAAGAUGGAGAAAACAUGGAUAAUGAUUGUGGUGUAACAGGGUACGUUAGGAUUUCACAUCAAAUUUACAAUAAGGUCGAUGAUUAUUACCGGUUGAGGGAUGGGAUUAAUCUGCUUAUCCGGGAUGGGUUCACAUGCAAGAUGCUACAUUCCAACUGAAAGGUUAAAGUAAACAUGGUGUCCUUGGGAAUCUGGGUUAUUGUCCUUUCGCUAGACUUGUUUCUUGGCUCGUGAGAGUGGUAUCUAGGUUGGAACUCCCCCAAGAAGGCAAUUCUGGAGCAGUCAAGUUGAACUAGUAAAACAAUUUUUUAGCUUUAAUGUCUCACUACAUACAUCUGAAGGGUCAGUAUUGGCCUCUUGAAUCUGCAACUUUUUUCUCUCUUUUUUUUUUGUUGCAAUUGAUUUUGAACAAUAAGCAUGUGAAUGCUCUUUAGCAAUUCAAAAUAACUUGUAGUAGAAUGACCAGUUCAAAGUUCUAACCUUUCUUUUAACUGUA